GUCCUGGUCAGCUCCAUUGAUCUUCUUACGAUGGGCCUUUGGCAAAUAUUAUUCAAUAGCGAUAGCAGGGAAACUACCAGUGAUCGUCCUUCUAGCGACCGACACCGCCUGCUACCCGCCUAUGCCGCUGAUCCAAUCCCUGCGGCACUUCCUUCGAAGGAGGUGACUAAAAUCGCUCUCCGGUUGAGAUACCAGAUCGAGCAGCUCAUUCCCUGCGAGCUUGAAAAAAAAAUCAUUACCAACCCAAACAGCCGCGUGAUCACCGCCAGUGUAGUCCAAGCCGCCAAGCAAGCAGGGGGCGAGGAUCUGCGGGGAUGCGUUCCCUUCUGCUUGCUCGUUUGUGUGCGAUGGUUCAAGGCUCAGGCUGGGGAGGAGCUUUGGGAUUCCGACCUUCACCAGUGCAGGGCUCUCGCAUGUCAGGUCAUUGCAAAGCAAAUUAUCGAGGCCGAGGAGGAUCAGGAUUUCAUGCUGAUCCACAUUUUACUGAAGCGGUACUCCAUCUUCGUUGACGGGGAAGACACGGCGCCGGCUAAUGUGAUCGAACGCGCCGUCGAUCUGCAUGCCCUUGAGGUCAUCGGGUCCUCUGGAUACCAGAAAUGUAUCAGGUGUCUAUGGAACGGCUGGUUUUGGCAGGAGGGUGGGAACAACACGAAUUUCGUUCCAUACCCUGAAAAAGACAACACCAGCUUCGCCGCUCAUUUUCACCCCGACCGGAUGAGAACGCCUUCUUAUCAGAAGAUAUGCCAAAUCCUCUUCUCCUUGGUGUACCUUGGGCUGUACACCGAGGUUAUAAACACUGUCAAUCCCAGUGGAAACUUGGAUGUCGUCGAAGGCGUUUUAUAUGUCAUGACGCUCGCGUUCAUCUGCGAUGAGCUGGCGAAGUUGUGGAAGAUCGGGACGAAUUACUUUGACUUCUGGAAUGCCCUCAACUCCACGAUGUAUACGAUCCUUGCGAUUUCCUUUUUCUUGCGCAUAGCUGCUUUGACGCAUUCUUCCUCCACCGACGAUGCAGAGAGACAGAGGCUGAAUGAGUUGAGCUACAAUUUCCUGGCCUUCUCGGGGCCGAUGUUUUGGAUCCGCAUGAUUCUUUAUCUUGAUUCCAUCCGGUUCUUUGGUGUCAUGGUUGUUGUUCUCCGAGUCAUGAUGAAAGAAAGCCUGAUCUUCUUCGCCCUUCUCUUCGUCGUCCUGAUCGGUUUCUUCCAAGCCUUCGUUGGGAUGGCCCAAGCCUCCAGUGAUGUCCCGAUCACGAAGACGAUCCUGGUGGGGAUGGCCAACAGCGUGAUGCAAAGCCCUGAAUUUGGCCUAUUCGAAGAGUUUGCAUUUCCUUUCGGCAUGAUCUUAUAUUACAUCUACAACUUCAUCGUCAUGACUAUUCUCUUGAACAUCUUGAUUGCGCUGUACAACAGCGCAUAUGAGGAUAUUUCCGGCAAUGCCAACGACGAGUACAUGGCCGUUUUUGCUAAAAAGACAAUGCAGUUUAUCCGGGCACCCGAUGAAAAUGUUUUCAUACCACCAUUCAACCUGCUCGAGAUUGUCUUCCUGAUCAUUCCCUUUGAGUGGUGGCUGCCGCGCCAGUACUAUGCACGGUUAAACGACAUCGUGAUGGGCAUUAUAUACUCCCCGAUCCUCGUCGUGACUGCGUACUUCGAGACCCGUGACGCCCGUCGCAUCCGAUCAAACCGCCGUCGGGGCGACGAGGAUGAUGACCACAUGCAGGAGUGGGAACAAGUCGCCGGGGGCGUUGACUUUGACCUUGAUGAUAGCUGGAAACAGGUUGUUGAGGACACCACGCCCAAUGUUCUGGAAGAGAGCACCGGCUCGGAGAUUGCCCAGUUGAAACAGCAGAUCUCGGAUCUAACAGAUAUGAUCAGGAUCUUUACUGAGAGCUCUGUACCGGGUGUGCCACGCGAUGAGCCGAGCUCAGCUGUGGCGGAAGGCGAAUGAACAAUACUUCGGCCAUUUCCCGACUACCAUUGAGUGUCGCAGGACGAAAUGACCAUCAGACCAUUUCUCCCGUUCCAGGAAGCUAAUUCCACCAGCCUUGGCGGUCCAACGUGCAGCCUCACAGUUCGCAACCAUGGUUUGUUCCUCCAAAAAAGACCCCGCCAUAAUGUGCACGAUACAGGAACGGGUGAGGCAAA
Messenger RNA from Aspergillus candidus, 2141 nucleotides. RefSeq names its product putative potassium ion channel Yvc1 (gene yvc1). The record is from RefSeq and is a predicted model, not a curated record. NCBI's taxonomy places the organism in Eukaryota, Fungi, Ascomycota, Eurotiomycetes, Eurotiales, Aspergillaceae. The transcript is spliced from 5 exons. The coding region runs from base 31 to 1944 and encodes 637 amino acids.